GAGCCGGGAACGUGGGGUUUGGUCGUGUUUUCACAGAGGGAAGGUCCUUGGGGAAUGUUGCUUCUUGCUUAGUGUGGUGGGAGACUAUGGAGCGAACGGCGGGAAGGGAGAUGUGCGUCACUUUUAUCCCGGCGACUUAGCAGACUCCGCGGAGGCCUGCCGCUCGGCCAGACGCCGGGCGCCCGCUCGUGGUCGGUGUCUCCUGGAAUGGCCGGAAUGGCACUGCGGGCGCCUCCUUCCUGCCGCUAGCUGGGGCUCUCUGAGCGGCGCCGAGGGAUGGCCGACCCGCCUGGGCAGGGAAGUGGCUGCGACGCCUUCCUCGGGUGCAGUUCGCCCAGCGUCCGCCAGCCCGCGCCCCCGAGCCGCCGAGGCCCGGCCCCCCACCGCCGGGACGGCCCUCCCCGGGGCGGCCUCGCCUCCCGCCGCCGCCGCAAGAGCUGCCACGUCAGCGCGGCGUCUGUCGGCUGACGGCAGGAUGGGGAAGGUGGCGGCCCUCGGUGCCGAGCUGGGCGUGCGGCUCGCCCUGUUCAUGGCCUUCCUGGUAACGGAGCUCCUCCCUCCCUUCCAGAGGCUGAUCCAGCCGGAGGAGAUGUGGCUUUACCGGAAUCCGUAUGUGGAAGCCGAGUACUUCCCCACCAAGCCCAUGUUUGUCAUUGCAUUUCUCUCCCCACUGUCCCUGAUCCUCUUGGCCCGAUGUCUCAAGAAGGCUGGUGCGACAGACAGCAAACAAGCCUGCCUGGCUGCCAGCCUUGCCCUGGCUCUGAACGGUGUCUUUACUAACACAAUAAAACUGAUCGUGGGCAGGCCACGCCCAGACUUCUUCUACCGCUGCUUCCCCGACGGGCAAGCCCAUUCCGACUUGACGUGCACAGGGGAGAAGGACGUGGUGAAUGAGGGCCGCAAGAGCUUCCCUAGUGGACAUUCUUCCUUUGCAUUUGCUGGUCUGGCCUUCUCCUCCUUCUACCUGGCAGGGAAGUUACAUUGCUUCACACCACAAGGCCGUGGGAAGUCCUGGCGGUUCUGUGCCUUUCUGUCACCUCUUCUCCUUGCAUCUGUGAUUGCGCUGUCCCGCACAUGUGACUAUAAGCAUCACUGGCAAGAUGUACUAGUUGGAUCCAUGAUUGGCCUGACAUUUGCCUAUGUCUGCUACAGGCAGUAUUAUCCUCCUCUGACGGAUGCAGAAUGUCAUAAACCGUUUCAGGACAGCCUUGGACUGCCCACGGCACAGAAGCCUGGUGACCCUUAUCAUUUUAGUAUUUAGAAAUUAGAACCACCUCAGUGGAGACUAGGUGCGUCAGCCCCUCUAAACUGCCCAAGAAUGUCUGACCUGUUAACUCGUAAGAGAUACAGGUGAGGACACAAGCACUUCAUUCUGUCUCCAUAUGUUUAUGCAGUUUUGCUCACAUGGAUUUGUCAUGAGUCAAGGUUCAAGGUUCAUUUUCACGACUCUGUGCCACGCAUUCUGAUAAAAAGAUCUUCCAGUAGCCCACCAGAUUGGUAUCCCAGGAUCUACAGCGUUUCACAUUUAACUUAAAAUGGUAAAGACAAGUGAGGUGGCAAUCAUUAGUUGCUAGUAUUGAAACCACACUCCUGAACUGUGUUCAUGAGCUGCUUUCCAUCCAUGUAUGACUGAAGAUCUGCCCAAAUGCAUCAGUUCUGCAACUGGCUAAGGCAGAAAAGAAUGUUCUUGUCUGGAGACCAAAUGAACUUUUUUCUGUCCCUUCGUCAUAAUGGGAUAUAAGGAACAAUUACAGGACAUCAACAGAACUGAUGCUAUUGGACCAACAACUGCCCUUCUCUUUGUGAUUAUACUUUAAAUAUGACCUGGUCUGAUGUGUUUCUUUCUAUAUUUUCAAUGUUUCUUUUUCCUUCAAUAAAUGUGACAAAGAAAA
Lutra lutra (Eurasian river otter) is the source of this 1892-nucleotide messenger RNA. It is a transcript of the gene PLPP5, whose product is annotated as phospholipid phosphatase 5. The coding region runs from base 476 to 1261 and encodes 261 amino acids. The transcript is spliced from 7 exons. Gene Ontology annotation, molecular function: phosphatidate phosphatase activity. Gene Ontology annotation, biological process: phospholipid metabolic process. The record is from RefSeq and is a predicted model, not a curated record. NCBI's taxonomy places the organism in Eukaryota, Metazoa, Chordata, Mammalia, Carnivora, Mustelidae.